AUCAUUAGCUCAGCUUCAUCCACAAUACAUACAAAAAAUAGAUAAUUGGUUCUUAAUUUCAUCUUUCAUUCCAUUAAUUUUCAAACUAUGGCUUCUUUUGGCAUUAUUUCUCUUCUCAUUGCCUUGCUUCUAGCCUCUUAUGUAUCAAACUUGGAAGCAGCAGAAUGUUCUCGUGACAUAGACUAUAGAUUCAAGUGCAAAUAUGGUCGCAUUUGUGAUGACACAAACACCAGAAAAUGCUUUUGUUGGCCACCUAAGGUGUUCAUGGAGGAUGCUCGAUGCAUUAACGACGAUGAUUGCAUUAAGAUUUGCGCCCCAGGUUGCAAAAUCCAUGUCUGCCAACAUGGCCUUUGUUUAUGCCAAUGUAGUGCCUAAACACAUACUUCUUUUAUCACUCAAAUUUUUGCAUUUCAAAAAUAGUGGCCCUGAUUUUGUUUCAAAAAAUUGGUUAAUAAAUGAGUGGACUAGAAAUGAGUUAAGGAAA
Molecule: messenger RNA, 484 nt
Organism: Gossypium arboreum
Lineage: Eukaryota; Viridiplantae; Streptophyta; Magnoliopsida; Malvales; Malvaceae
Product: putative defensin-like protein 263
Exons: 2
Coding region: 88-375 (95 amino acids)
Source: RefSeq, a predicted model, not a curated record